Molecule: messenger RNA, 1104 nt
Organism: Darwinula stevensoni
Lineage: Eukaryota; Metazoa; Arthropoda; Ostracoda; Podocopida; Darwinulidae
Source: the annotation of a GenBank genome assembly
AUGGGAGAUGUAUUCAACGUGGACGGCGAUGAGCUAUUACGAAGCUUGAGCGCAAAUGAUGUAUUCACCAUCCACGAGGAAAGAAGCAUCCGAGAGGAAAAUGACCUAACAAAGCGAUUCGACAAGAUAUUUGUCACCCUCUUCCGCAAGGUUCCGGAAGUCACCUAUGAUGCUUUCCUUAAAUCCCUUAGGGACAUCAGAAGAGAGGACGUGGCGAACUUCUUAGAGGAGACAGCCCGUGGAGAAAAUUAUGAAUCUGAGGAUGAGUCGCCUUCUAGAGAAGCUAUUUCAACCCAGAAAUCCCAGAAAAAGCGAAAGGGAGAUGCUGCAUUGGGGAGUGGGGCACCUGCAGCUAAGAAGCGAACUAAAAAAGGUUGUACUUCUGUGGACUGCACGGAUGCUGCACAAGGAGCAAGCAAACGAUUCACGCCCUCGGGACCCCAUGGGAACCACAAGGGAACCGAACUAAUCCCACUUAGCCAAAAUGACAAGGAUUUCAAAAAGGUUGAAAAGAUGAUGCAGGCAACAAUCCAAAAUCACGGAUAUGGUUUCCAAUUUGAAAACUACAAAAUUGUCAAGAUUGAAAAGAUCGAGAACGGUGUCUUGUGGAAAAAAUACGAUGAAAAGAAGAAAGAGCUGUCUGAAAGGAACUCAGGUCUUUUCAACGAAAAAGAGCUAUUUCAUGGUUCCCCAAACGUCGUUGAUAUCGCCCAUGUUGGCUUCGAUGAGAGACAUUCAGUGGAUGGCAUGUUUGGACGCGGGAUCUACUUUGCUGAGGAUUCCUCAAAAAGCAACAAGUACGUGUUUCCUCGUGGUUGGUCAUGUCAGAAACAUAACAGCAAAAAAAUUCAGCGUCGAUGUUGCUACGAAUGCGAAAGGAAAAUGCUGCUUUGCAAGGUGAUACUAGGGAAGUCCAAGAAUAUGAUCAAGAAAUUGAGAAAAGAUGAAGCUUUGGCUGGAUAUGACUCCAUAACAGGACGAGCUGCCAAAGACGGUCUCAACUACGAGGAAUAUGUUGUCCAGCGUGGCGAACAGGCAUACCCGGAGUACUUGAUCACCUAUACGAUCGUGAAACCCUAUUGAAGUAAUGAAGAGCAACAGGAG